Messenger RNA from Gavialis gangeticus (Gharial), 2765 nucleotides. It is a transcript of the gene AFG2A, whose product is annotated as spermatogenesis associated 5. Bases 80 to 2575 code for a protein of 831 amino acids. The transcript is spliced from 16 exons. Gene Ontology annotation, molecular function: ATP hydrolysis activity; ATP binding. The record is from RefSeq and is a predicted model, not a curated record. NCBI's taxonomy places the organism in Eukaryota, Metazoa, Chordata, Crocodylia, Gavialidae. Gene Ontology annotation, cellular component: cytoplasm.
CACCGACGGCGCCGGCAAAGAAGAUGAAAACAUUCCUAAAACAUACAGGAGCACUCUUGUACAACUAGGACUCAACACUAUGAAAUCUGCCAAUAUAUGCAUAGGUCGACCAGUCUUGCUUACCAGUGAAGAUGGAAAACAAGAGGUCUGUACUGCUUGGCCCAUUGCAGGCUUCUCAGGAGGAAAAAUUGGCCUGAGUGGAAUCACUCAGAAGAAUCUGGUGGUGAAACCUGGUGAUGUGGUCACAGUUCAGCCUGUGGUCGGUGCGGUGGUACAGGCAGAAGAAAUUUACGUUAAGCUGAGUGCUGUUUGUAGAGUGGGAAAGGAUUGUAAAAGAAACUUUUUUCACAGAGACAAAGAUGCCUGUGUUAAUGUUGAAGAACUGUCUGUCUGUCUUUUGAUAAAUCUAGAUGGGAAGAUAGUAUUGCCGGGCAACCUCUUGCCCCUCACUUUCUAUGGUAGACCUUGCAGCCUCAUGUUGAUGAAGGUGAAAGGAACAGAUGGGGCCCUGUUGGAAAUGCAGGGCAGCAGUGCUUUCAACAAAGAACAAGAGACAACCCUUGAGAAGUCUGACUUGGAAACUAGUGCACUACAUUUAUCCUUACAGCUCAGCAGCUUGGACAUAGAAGACAAGCUAGAAGAUGCACUUACCAGUACGCCAUGCAGAUCAAUGGAUCAGUGUUCAUCAGUUGCAUCCAGUGAUACUGUAACAGGGGCUGAGCAGAUUUGUGCUCAGGUUGAUGAGCUAUGUGAUGAGCAGAAUGUCAGAAGCCUCACUGAUGGUUCUGAAUCAGCUGGAGAAGUCCUCGAGAAAACACUGCUGCAUGGCAAAAAAGGAACAAAAUGCAAUUCUGAUACAUUUUACUUCAUUUCUUCAAGAACAAAGGUCAAUUUUAUUGAGACUCGGCCCACUGUGACAGAACAGGAUUGUAAAUCCAGAGUUACCUAUGAUAUGAUAGGUGGUUUAAGCAGCCAGUUAAAAACUAUUCGAGAGACAUUAGAAUUGCCUUUGAAGCAGGCUGAACUGUUCAAGAGUUAUGGAAUUCCUCCUCCUAGAGGAGUGCUACUGUAUGGCCCUCCAGGUACUGGGAAGACCAUGAUUGCCAGAGCCGUUGCAAAUGAAGUUGGAGCUCAUGUUUCCAUUAUUAACGGUCCUGAAAUAUUAAGCAAGUUUUAUGGUGAGACUGAAGCAAGAUUGCGACAGAUAUUUGCUGAAGCUUCUCAGCGCUGCCCCUCAAUUAUAUUUAUAGAUGAACUGGAUGCACUGUGUCCAAAGAGAGAAGGAGCUCAGAAUGAAGUUGAAAAGAGAGUCGUAGCUUCGUUGCUAACACUGAUGGAUGGCAUUGGCUCAGAGGAUAGUGAAGGUCAGCUCUUGGUGCUAGGUGCCACAAACCGUCCUCAUGCACUGGAUCCCGCAUUACGGAGACCUGGGCGUUUUGAUAAAGAGAUAGAAAUUGGAGUUCCAAAUGCACAGGACCGACUAGACAUACUGAGCAAGCUUCUUCAUCAGGUUCCUCAUCUACUGACUGGAACAGAGUUGGUGCACCUGGCUGACAGUGCACAUGGAUAUGUGGGAGCAGACUUGGCAGCAUUAUGCAAGGAAGCAGGUUUAUAUGCCUUGCGGAGAGCACUGGGAAAGCAAACUAACCUAUUAGACAGUGAGGUGGCUGGGUCAGUGAUGAUUACUUUCAAUGACUUCCUGCAGGGGAUGAAUGAUGUCAGGCCCAGCGCCAUGAGGGAGGUGGCUGUCGAUGUACCAAAAGUAUCUUGGUCAGACAUUGGGGGACUAGAUAAUGUCAAACUGAAAUUGAAACAGGCAGUAGAGUGGCCAUUUAAGCAUCCUGAGUCCUUCAUCCGGAUGGGGAUUCAGCCACCAAAAGGAGUACUGCUUUAUGGACCUCCUGGAUGCUCAAAGACAAUGAUAGCUAAAGCUUUGGCCAAUGAAAGUGGCCUCAACUUCUUGGCAGUCAAGGGACCUGAACUGAUGAAUAAAUAUGUUGGUGAAUCUGAGCGAGCAGUGAGAGAGAUCUUCAGGAAAGCCAGAGCUGUGGCUCCCUCAAUUCUUUUCUUUGAUGAAAUAGAUGCUUUGGCAGUUGAAAGAGGGAGCUCUUCAGGUGCUGGGAAUGUAGCAGACCGUGUCUUGGCUCAGUUGUUAACGGAAAUAGAUGGGAUAGAACAGCUAAAAGACGUGACAAUUUUGGCAGCUACAAACCGACCGGAUAUGAUAGACAAGGCUUUGAUGAGACCUGGACGACUUGACAGAAUCAUCUACAUCCCCUUGCCAGAUGAAACCACUCGUCAAGAGAUUUUUAAACUUCAGUUUCAAUCGAUGCCCAUCAGUGAUGAAGUCUGCUUGAAGGACCUUGUUCAGCACACGCACAAGUAUUCAGGAGCAGAGAUAACAGCAGUCUGUAGAGAAGCAGCCCUCCUAGCACUUCAGGAAGAUAUCCAAGCGAAAUGUAUUAUGAGAAAACAUUUUCAGCAAGCAUUGACUAUUGUGAGGCCUAGAAUUCCUGAUUCACUUAUACAGUUUUAUUCAAACUAUCACCAGGAGAGUGGACUGCAUGCACUCUGAGAAGUGAAUACAUAUAUGCGCGGACCCAUUAUGUACAUCUUUGUAAAGUUCUUGUGAGCCAAAGAAGUUCUUAUUGUGAAUGCAAUGAAGUCUAAGGCAAAAGCUUCAUAAUAAUUUUUUUUGUGGUGACUGGGUAUUAUAUGAGCUCAGUGUGUACUGGUAACUUUACAAUAAAAUAGCAUAAUUGGAA